AUGGGAACAGGCCUGGCUCAAGGGGUAGGCAGUGGUGAUGGUGGUGGAGGUCGUGGCGGUGGCGAUGACGAUCGUCGUUGUGGCAAUGGUGGUGGUGGCAGCGGCGGCAAUGGCGAUGGCGAUGGUGGUGGUGGUGAUGGUGGUGGUAGUGGUGGAGGUCGUGGUGGCAGUGAUGAUGGUGGUGGAGGUAGUGGCGAUGAUGGUGGUCGUUGUGGCGGCGGCAGUGGAUGUGGUGGUGGUGGACUUUGUGGCAAUGGUGGUGGUGGUGGUGGCGGCAAUGGCGGUGACAAUAGUGGUGGUGGUGGUGAUGGUGGUGGUAGUGGUGGAAGUCAUGGUGGUGGUGGCAGUGGCGAUGGUUGUGGUGGAGAUGGUGGUAGUGGUGGAGGUUGUGGUGGCGACGGUGGUGGCAGAUGUCGUGGUGGUGAUGGCGAAGGUGGUGGUGGCAGCGAUGGUAAUGGUGGUGGCAGUGGCAAUGGCACUGGUGGUCGAGGAGGCCGUGGUGGUGGUGGCUGUGGCAAUGGUAGUGGUGGUAGUAGUCGCGAUGAGGGUGGUCGUGGAGGCCAUGGUGGCAGUGGUGGCGAUGACGGCAGUGGUGGUGUUGGUGGUGCAAGAAUUUGA
Messenger RNA from Pistacia vera, 618 nucleotides. Its product is annotated as acanthoscurrin-2-like. Bases 1 to 618 code for a protein of 205 amino acids. The transcript is spliced from 2 exons. The record is from RefSeq and is a predicted model, not a curated record. Lineage: Eukaryota; Viridiplantae; Streptophyta; Magnoliopsida; Sapindales; Anacardiaceae.